ACAGUAAAAGCCUGGCAUGCAAGUGGAUGCCUUGCCUCUGCGUGCAUGCAUGUGUGCGUCCCCUCAUGGUUCUCCCAGCCCUUCCCUCUCAGCCCAGUAGACAGUGUGAUCUUGAGGAGGCCACAGGCACAGCAGCACCAUGGCCUCAGCCACCUCUGUGACCAGCCUGGCAGAUGAGGUCAACUGCCCCAUCUGCCAAGGCACCCUCAGGGAACCAGUCACCAUCGCCUGUGGCCACAACUUCUGCCGCGGAUGCCUCACCCGGUACUGCGAGAUCCCAGGCCCAGACCCUGAGGAGCCCCCAACCUGCCCACUCUGCAAGGAGCCUUUCCAUCCAGGGAGCUUCCGGCCCAACUGGCAGCUGGCCAGUGUGGUGGAGAACAUCGAGCGCCUCAGGCUGGUGUCCACACCAGGCUCGGAAGAGGAGGACAUCUGCCCAGAGCACGGAGAGAAAAUCUAUUUCUUCUGCGAGGAUGAUGAGGUGCAGCUGUGUGUGGUGUGCCGGGAGGCCUGGGAGCACCAAGCCCACACCAUACGCUUCCUGGAGGCUGCAGCAGGUCCCUAUAGGGAACAAAUACAGAAGUGUCUUGAGUGUCUGAGAAAAGAGAGAGAGGAGAUUCAAGAAAUCCAGUCAAGAGAAAAUCAAAGGAUACAAGUCCUCCUGACCCAGGUGGCCACCAAGAGACAAAAAGUGGUUUCUGAGUUUGCACAUCUGAGCCAGUUCCUGGAGGAGCAGCAGAGCAUCCUCUUGGCCCAGUUGGAGAGGCUGGAUGGGGAAAUCUUGAAGCAACAGGACGAGUUUGAUGUCGUGGUGGCUGGGGAGAUCUGCAGGUUUAGCGCCCUGAUUGCGGAACUGGAGGAAAAGAGCAAGAGGCAGCCCAGGGAGCUCCUGACGGAUAUCAGAAGCACUCUAAUAAGAUGUGAAACCAGAAAGUGCCGGAAACCCGAGGCUGUGUCCCUUGACCUGGGCCAGAGGAUUCGGGACUUUCCCCAGCAAGCCAUCCCGCUGCAGAGGGAGAUGAAGAUGUUUCUGGAAAAACUCUGCUUUGAGUUGGACUAUGAGCCAGCUCACAUCUGCCUAGAUCCCCAGACUUCCCACCCCAAGCUCCUCUUGUCUGAGGACCACCAGCGGGCUCGGUUCUCCUACAAAUGGCAGAACUCGCCAGACACCCCUCAGCGUUUUGACAGAGCCACCUGUGUCCUGGCCCAUCGUGGCUUCACGCGGGGGAGACACACGUGGGUGGUGAGCGUGGACUUGGCCCAUGGUGGCAGCUGCACCGUGGGCGUGGUAAGCCAGGAUGUGCAGCGCAAGGGGGAGCUGCGGCUGCGGCCUGAGGAGGGCGUGUGGGCUGUGCGGCUGGCCUGGGGCUUUGUGUCGGCACUCGGCUCCUUCCCCACGCGACUGGCCCUGGAGGAGCAGCCUCGGCAGGUGCAGGUAUCUCUUGACUAUGAAGUGGGCUGGGUGACCUUUGUCAAUGCCGUCACCCAGGAGCCCAUCUACACCUUCACUGCCUCCUUCACCCAGAAGGUCUUUCCUUUCUUUGGGCUCUGGGGCCGAGGGUCCAGUUUCUCCCUGAGCUCUUAAGAGGUUGCAGUUACUCAUCCUGAGAUACUAGGCUCAAGUAGAAGACCAUCUGAACUUGAUGUCUGGCUGCAUCACCUGGAAGAUUUGGAACGUAAAUUACUGCUUUAGAUGAUGUGAUACAGUCAAGACUUUGGCAAGGGACAAGGUGCCAUGACUUUUAACUUGCUGAUCAAGCCCUUUGCCCAAGCCCCAGGGAUGUUCAGGGUCCAGGGACUCUGGUCACUGCCUGCCUUCCUCACCAUCAUCCCCACUGGACACAGAGGUAGCUGUGGAGAGGAAGUAGUACUGGAUUUGGAGCCAGAAUACCUGGGCUCUAGACCCAGCCCUGGAACCAACCAAUUGUGCGAUCUUACGCAAGGCACCUCACCUCUCUUCAUCCUGUUUUCUUCCAAAAAUGUUAGGGUUCAUUUAUUCAAACCGUCCAGAUACGAAAAGAAAAAAAGAACUUGUCAGGUAUCUGAGGGAGCUCAUGGGAAGCCACAGAGAUGCGAGGAGGGAACUAUUGCUCAAUGGGCUGGGAGAGGGCUGACUCGGGUCAGCUAAGGGAGCUCAGAGGAGGGGCAUAGCCUAGUCUGGCAGGUGGUGAGUCAGGGGCAGCUUUCUGGAAAGGGCCAGUCUAGGAGAUGAGUAUAGGAUGAGAGAAGGAAGGGAAGAAGCAUCUUCAGAAGAAGGGCUGGCAGAGAACUGGCGGGAUGAUCUGUGACCAUGGACACUGAGUCACCUCCAUUGUCCUCGUGAGCAGAUGAGCUGCCUCCUCACCCAGCACCGCUCAGGGGCCCCCUCCUCCUGGUGGUUCCACUUCUAGCUGAGAUCAAAAUGCAGGGGUUGGUGGGAAGCAUGGCCACAAACCGUAACUCAAGGACCUCAUUCAACCCUGGGAAAAAUCUCCUUCCUGAUCUAUUGAGCACCAUCUGAGGUUGAGAAAGGAGGUGGUAGAUAGGAAUGAGUCUUAAAGAGCUCAGCGGUGGGAACAGAAAUAGCACCAUCCAUACCCUUGUGCUGGGUAAAAGGAUACCAGGUGUAGGCAGGGUGAAUUGGAUCAACUGUGACCUUUAACCCAAAGAGUUGACACUGCUCCAAGGCUGGACAAGAAGUGACAUCUGAGGGACAGGGUGGAAGAGGGUGAGAAUUCGGGAACUGGAGAAAAUAUGUGGAUUUGGGAUGGAGAGCUCUGGAGGCAGGAAGCCAGGUGGCACUGGUGAGGCUCUGGCUUCGUGUCGGUGUGAAGCAGAGCACCGGUGACUCCAGAAACCCCUGCCUGGUGAAGAUUCUGGGACAGGGAUGAGCACUCACAGACA
Manis javanica (Malayan pangolin) is the source of this 2883-nucleotide messenger RNA. It is a transcript of the gene TRIM10, whose product is annotated as tripartite motif containing 10. The record is from RefSeq and is a predicted model, not a curated record. Gene Ontology annotation, molecular function: zinc ion binding; protein binding. Lineage: Eukaryota; Metazoa; Chordata; Mammalia; Pholidota; Manidae.